AUGCUGGUAGUCCUGUUCACAGUGCUCCUGCUGGCCCUGAGCUCUGCUCAGGAACCUGGUGAAGAACUUCAGAACCAAAACCAGAGGCCACGUCCUUCAGGAUUCCAGCCAAGACCACCUGCUAAUGGGAACCAGCAAGGCCAACCCCCACAAGGAGGCCCACAGCAGAGACCUCCUCAAGGUCCCCCCUCACAAGGAGACCAGCAGCAGGGAUUUUCUCAAGGACAACCCCAACAAGGAGGCCCACAGCAGAAACCUCCUCAAGGCCCACCCCAACAAGGGGGCCCACAGAAAAAACCUCCUCAAGGCCCACCCCAACAAGGGGGCCCACAGAAGAAACCUCCUCAAGGCCCACCCCAACAGGGAGGCCCACAGCAGAAACCUCCUCAAGUCCCACCCCAACAGGGAGGCCCACAGCAGAAACCUCCUCAAGGUCCACCCCCACAAGAAGGUGAGGAACAGGAAUCAUCUCAAGAACAACUCCAAGAAGGAAGUCCACAACAGAGACCUGCUCAAGGCCAAAGACCACAAGGAGGCCCUCAGCAAAGACCCCCUCAGCCAGGCAACCCACAAGGCUCACCACAACGUCCCCAACUGGGCAGACCCCAGGGACCUCAGUAA
Molecule: messenger RNA, 621 nt
Organism: Apodemus sylvaticus (European woodmouse)
Lineage: Eukaryota; Metazoa; Chordata; Mammalia; Rodentia; Muridae
Product: proline-rich protein HaeIII subfamily 1-like
Exons: 2
Coding region: 1-621 (206 amino acids)
Source: RefSeq, a predicted model, not a curated record